AUUAGGGUGGCUGUUAACUUCGAUGGCUUUUACUACUCAUGAGUCUUUUAAAAGUCAAGCAGCCAGAAUGUUAUAAUUUAUGAAUAGUCAACUGCAAAUUGUGUCCAUGUGUUCAUAGUUCAUGUUCUGGCAAAAUGAGCAGGAUCAUUUCAAUGGCAAUGACCAUCCUGCUCCGCGGAGUUUUCUUGAUUUUCUUGAUAAAUAUCGGAGGGAUUCUAUCAGAUCCUCAAACUAAAUUGUUAAAGCAAGAUUGCAGCGGGUUUAAAAUUGCUGUUGAGAUAUCGGAUUUCUUGAGCAAUUUUAACAGAACAUUUGGAGACAUAAGGAAACAGUUGUCCAAUGACAGCAACAUUCACUUUGCCACCGCGGUUUAUACUGAUGUGUACGGGAUGGUCCAGUGCAGAAAUUAUCUUACUAGUGCAGAUUGUGUUGCCUGCCUCGAUGUUGCCUGGACUGAAAUCAGACGGAAUUGUUCUACUGCUGAUGGCGGUCAUGUCAUAUACGAGGGCUGCUUCCUCAGGUAUGAGGCGCAUAACUUCUUUACGCAGAGCUUACUGGUGACAUUUGAAUCCACUGCUGGUGUAUGCAGCCCUGACCAAAGUAAAUCUGAGGCAACAGCUUUCAAUCCGGUAGUGGAUGCGUUGAUAACUGAUCUUGCAUCUGCCACACCGAAGAUUGAUGGCUUCUUUGCAGCAACUACGAGGCCUGUGUUGAGUGGUGGUGCCACGACAACAGUUUAUGCUGUUGCACAAUGUAUUGAAACUAUAAGCCAGAAGGAUUGCCAAAGUUGCUUGACAACCGCGUAUAAUAACAUCCAAAGCUGCCCUCCUGCUUCUGACGGAAGUUCUGCUGAUGCUGGUUGUUUUCUAAGAUAUUCCGAUGCCUCAUUUUUUGGUGAUAAAAGCAUAAUUGACAUCACACCGUAUCUUCCAGGAGGAGGAAGUUCAAGCUCGAAGACAACGAUUAUUGGGGGUGUAGCUGGUGGUACAUUCAUUCUUCUGCUCAUCCUUGCUGUGCUUUUAUGGUAUCAAUUAAUAAGAAAGCGGAAAAUAGCUGAAAGAGGGGAUAUUUUUGGAAUAAGCAAGUUGCAGGGGCAAGUUCUUUACAGAUUCAAAGAUUUAAAAUCAGCGACAAAGAGCUUUAGCGAAGACUUCAAAAUAGGAGAAGGCGGUUUUGGAGAUGUAUACAAGGGCACGAUAAAAAAUGGUGAUGUGGUUGCUGUAAAGAAACUUUCAAUUGCCACAAGCAAAGCGAAGACAGAUUUUGAGGGUGAAGUUAAGCUUAUAAGUAAUGUUAAUCACCGCAAUAUCAUACGUUUAUUAGGCUGUGGUAGCAGAGGGUCAGAGCUACUUCUUGUGUUUGAGUACAUGGAAAACGGAAGCCUGGAUACAUUCCUAUAUGGUGCAAAACGGGGGUCUCUUAGCUGGAACCAACGCGUUGAAAUAAUUAUUGGCAUAGCCAAGGGCCUUGCCUAUCUUCAUGAUGAAUUUCAUAUAAGUAUCAUACAUAGAGAUAUAAAAUCAAGCAACAUUCUACUUGAUAAUGACUUUCAACCCAAAAUUGCGGAUUUUGGGUUGGCAAGACUAAUACGCGAUGAUCAAAGUCAUCUCACUACUAGAUUUGCCGGGACUCUGGGAUACACAGCACCGGAGUAUGCAAUCCAUGGACACUUAUCUGAGAAAGUCGAUACCUACAGCUUUGGCAUCGUGGUACUAGAAAUUAUUAGUGGCCGACGGAGUACCAAUUUUGACAUGGAGCCUGUCACUAAUUCCCUUCUCCAAGAUACGUGGAAUUUGUAUGAAAGCGACAUGCAUUCAGAUUUGAUCGACGAGACUCUAGAUCCAAAAGAUUAUAACAUGGAUAGUGUUAAAAGGAUCAUAGAGAUUGCUCUGAUGUGCACUCAGUCACCAGCUUCGGUGAGACCAGCGAUGUCUGAAGUAGUUGUUUCCCUUACAAAUGAUAGUUCCAUGGUGCCAAAACCACCACCAGGAAAACCUACUUUAUUCUAGUACUGUAAAUUAAAGAACUGUAGAGGUGCAAUAUAUAUUCUCUGCUUAAAUUUGUGCUAUAAAUUCAGUAGCAAUGUACAAAAGAUACUAUUUUACUAUGUACUAAAUAUACAUUAAUUCUCUUAUUAUUUAAAAGAAAGAAAAAUAAUAAAACAGAAAUGUUGUUUGUAA
Messenger RNA from Daucus carota subsp. sativus, 2180 nucleotides. RefSeq names its product cold-responsive protein kinase 1. The transcript is spliced from 8 exons. The record is from RefSeq and is a predicted model, not a curated record. Bases 135 to 2009 code for a protein of 624 amino acids. Gene Ontology annotation, biological process: protein phosphorylation. Gene Ontology annotation, molecular function: protein serine/threonine kinase activity; ATP binding. Lineage: Eukaryota; Viridiplantae; Streptophyta; Magnoliopsida; Apiales; Apiaceae.